ACUACACAAAUUCAGAAUUCCCUUCUUCCAAGGAAAUCCAUGAAAAUAGCGAACACUUAAAAAAAACACCCAAACAAAUAAAUACUUCGUCGUCAACGAUGAACAUAUAUAAGUCGGAAAAUUCCAUCUUCACCGAUCACUCUCUCUGAAACUUCUCUAAUACGUCUUCAAUUCUUCAACUUCCACUCUAAUGGAGAAAGGUAAAUCUCCGGCGACCGCCAUUGCAGCUUCUUUCCAAAACCUCGCGCUUAAUUCCUCCUCCGAGAAAUCUAGUAGUACAACUUCAUCUACACCUUCUAAAUUUCGCUUCCCGCUUGAAAGAACUAAGCCUCCAAGUUUGGUCAGCUUAAGUGUUGCUGUCAUUGGGAAGCAUUUGGAGGAUCUUAUUCCAGAGUUGGGCGAGAUUGCCACUGCGUUUCCAGCACAUAUAAAGAUGGCAAUUGCUGCAAUUGCUAGGAGAAAAAAGCUUUUGAAUGAUGAAGUAAUCAUCUCUCUCGCUGAUGGCAUCUGGCAAAUCCUUGACAUUUCUUGUUCAGAUAUCUCAGAUUUUGGUCUUGCAAAAGUGGCAGAGACGUGUAAAAAUCUACGUGCAGUGGAUAUCAGCCAAUGCAGCAGAGUUACACCUAACGGUGUCUUUCAACUGGUGCAGCACUGUCAUUCUUUGGAGAUAUUGAGAUGUGGAGGCUGUCCUCGGAGUGAUUACACUGCAAGAAGAUGCUUGGGUUUGUUUAAACCAGAGUUGAACAAUUUAGAAGGAGAUUCAUGGGAAGAACUUGAUACAGCAGAGAUCACUCAUGGUGGACAAUCCUUGCGGUGGCUUGUGUGGCCGGAUAUCGAUCCUGAAUGUUUGGAGAAUUUCUCCUCUGAAUGCCCUCGUGUCAAGGUAAACCCACAACAUUCACCUUUUGGCUACAAGGGAGUUGCCGUUCCUAAAGGAGCAUGGCCGGAUACAAUUUUGGAUGAUCACAUAGUUGAAGAUAUUGACCCCAGUACAUGGGCAUCGUGUAGACCUAUAACAAGGAUUCUACCAGUAGUUACUAGUCCAGAAGUAGUUACUAGUCCAGAAGAGUUGUCCAUGGCUGAGAAAUUUAGGCUAGCAUUUGUAGAGCGAGAUACGAGGCUAGCCCCUAAACGAGCCAAGAAUGUGAGACAACAUCAGCGUCGUGCAGAGAGAGAGUGGAUGAUGAGUGCGGAAGCUAAAGCUGUGGUUCUUGCUUCACAAGCAAACAAAUCAUUACGUGGUAGAAACUGACAUUGUAGUUCUGCUUAGUGGCUAUGCUUAUUCCCCCUUCCCCUUUCAGCCGCUUCUGUUGUGUUUUGCUGUUUUUUCUUGUUCAAUUGUAUAAUAUUAUUGAAGAACAGAAUGUGGGGGAGAUUAUAUCUGUCGAAUUUGUUCUAUCGUCAUAGUAAUGGACUUGUACAGAGGAGUUCAUAGCUGGGGAAAGAUUUGUGUUGUCAGAAUACCACAUAUGAAUAUGCAGAUGAGACCACAAAGUUCAUAAACCAUCUUCCUUCGUUACAUAUUAUGUAUAAAGCUUUGACUUUCUACACGAUUCACAAAUUUCAUUUUGACUAUCGUUUGUAAUUUAUACGUGAAUAAAAAUUUAGUUAUGUAAAAUUUUGUUA
This is a messenger RNA of Beta vulgaris subsp. vulgaris (sugar beet), 1626 nucleotides long. RefSeq lists its product as uncharacterized. The coding region runs from base 191 to 1252 and encodes 353 amino acids. The record is from RefSeq and is a predicted model, not a curated record. NCBI's taxonomy places the organism in Eukaryota, Viridiplantae, Streptophyta, Magnoliopsida, Caryophyllales, Amaranthaceae. The transcript has 6 exons.